This is a messenger RNA of Brenthis ino (lesser marbled fritillary), 1572 nucleotides long. The record is from the annotation of a GenBank genome assembly. Lineage: Eukaryota; Metazoa; Arthropoda; Insecta; Lepidoptera; Nymphalidae.
AUGUUUCUUAUCUAUUUUAUGCUUUUUAUAGCAGUUAAUGUUACCUCGUGUGUUCAUAUACCCGAUGAAAUAUAUCCAAAAGGAACUUCCGCAAAAUCUUUUAGUAGAAAGAGUUUGAAUGGUAAUUUAGGCGAUUCGGGACCAUUACUAAAAUUAAGCCCCACAGAUACCUCGUCUGAUCAAUCAAAAGUCAUCAAGGAAAAUUAUUUUCCAGAUGUUAUUUACCCAACUAAUAUAUUAGAUGUUGCCCAGCCAUUUUUUUUUAGAGUGAAUGCAUACGAUGAAGUUUUAGGUCCAUUUUCAGAGGAUGUUAAAUCAUCUUAUAAAUCUAUAAGUUCUAAUACAAAAAAGACAACAAGUAAAAAUAGAACACCAAAUUAUGACGAUGAAAUUCAGAAAAAUGUUUCACAAUCUCAAAUAAAUUAUAAUAUGGAUAAAGUAGUAAAUUUUGAAGAAGAUAUAAUUGAAAUAUCAAAAUGCAAUGAAAGCCAUGAGAAAAAUGUAUCAGAAGUAUCUAACGAAGAUAAUUAUUACGAUAUGAGUUUCAUAGAACAGGAGCAGCAAAUGAACGAGUCAGUAGCGAACAGCAAUUUAUCUUUUUCGCCCUCUUGGUGUACGAAUGAAACCGUUUUAGAAGUUGUGGAAGAAGUUAUAGAGAAUGUUUAUAAUAAAACAACAUUGAUUGAUAAACAAGAAUGCGAUUUUAUUUCAAUUGUAGAUAGUAAAGAAUGUGAAAAUGGCAUGGCUUACUUAAAUGUCGAUGACGAAGAUUCACUUAAAGAGAAAAAUAAAUUAAAAUCGGAAAAUUCAGAAGCCAAAGUACCAAUCGAAGUAAAAAUAAGUAUAGAAGUUUUUAGAAACAAUCCAGGAAAACAAAUUAAUCCAAUUCAAGACAUUGAUUUCGUUUUAGGCCCAGGUAUAAUAGUCGACGAUUCAAUGAAUGAAGAAAAGAAUGAAACUUUAAUAGAAAAAGGCACAAUAUUACGAAAUAUUGAUUUAAUAGAACGAGAACUUAAGCUCUUUGAAAAUGAAUUGGCAACAAUAAAUGAAACUAGUUUCGAAAAUUUUAAUGGCCCGCCAUCUUAUUCUUCAAUUGAAUCGUUUGAAAGGGAAAACAUCACUGAUGACACUUUAUUUUUACCUAUUGAAAAAUUAUCAUGGACAGUGAAUGAUUCCCUAAUAGAUUUACUUAUCAAUUUACCUUCAAAUAUUUCUAAAUAUAAUGCCAGUAACUAUUCUGCGCCCCUUUCCGAAGAUGAUUCAGAAAAUAAUGCUACAAACGUGUACACAGUACCGUUAGUUAUAUAUUUAAAAAGCAACACAAGUAUAGAUGAUAGUAACAAUGAUACUUAUAUAACGAAUAUUAAUAACAGUGGCGUACAAGAUGAAGAUUUUUUCCUAGAUUUAAUUAUUUCUCUUGAUACUCUCUGUGAAACAAAUACGACGGAAUUGCAACAUGUAAAAAACUUCACAGAUCUAUAUGUUAUUGAUAAUUUACGUGAACUUUUAUCUGAAGACAAUAUACGCAACAUUACGUUAUAUAGUGUCAAUGCUAACAAAGAUGAUGAUUAU